Electrophorus electricus (electric eel) is the source of this 1975-nucleotide messenger RNA. The record is from RefSeq and is a predicted model, not a curated record. NCBI's taxonomy places the organism in Eukaryota, Metazoa, Chordata, Actinopteri, Gymnotiformes, Gymnotidae.
UCCUCCCCUCCUCCCUCGCCCAGGGCCCUGCGGAGGCGCUGCCACACGCGCUGUGGAGUUCGCUCGUGCAGGGAGUGGAGUGGAGUGAGAUGCCGCUGUGUUUGACGGCCAAGCUCCAGUCAGCUCGAGACACGACAGAAGGACUAACGCGACAUGGAGAACAAUGACGCGUAUCUGCACCUCGACUCCAGGCUGUGUGCUGGGGACGAAGUCCAGCUGUAGAGCCCUGUAUCCCAGUGAAGGGUGAUGAGCCCCUCCGGGCUGCCGGCACCGUCGGAUUAUGACGGGUCAGCGCUGACGUGACCGUGUAGACGGUAACUAGGUGGAUGUUUAUAGUACUGCGGGACUCGUCUGGAGCCCUGAACUCUGCCCCCUCACAGCCUCCACCAAUGAGCUCCAUGAUGGGCCAUCCAUCCGUCAUCAGCUCCUCCCGGCCCCUCCCCUCAGCCAUGGGCUCGCUGGCCUUGCCGGCGAAUGGCCUGAACUCACCCUACUCUGUUAUCACGCCCUCUAUAGGCUCCGCCUCCACGCCUGGCAUGGGCUUCAGCACCCUCAACAGCCCACAGAUGAACUCUGGGAGUAGUGUGAGCAGUUCUGAGGACGUGAAACCUCCUCCUGGUCUCCCGCCUCUGGGCAGCAUGAACAACUACCAGUGCACGAGUCCUGGCUCCAUGUCCAAACACAUCUGUGCCAUCUGUGGGGACCGCUCCUCAGGAAAACACUAUGGCGUGUACAGCUGCGAGGGGUGUAAAGGUUUCUUCAAGAGAACCAUCCGGAAAGAUCUGACCUACACGUGCCGAGACAACAAGGAGUGUCUGAUCGACAAACGCCAGCGUAACCGCUGCCAGUACUGCCGCUAUCAGAAGUGCCUAGCCAUGGGCAUGAAGAGAGAAGCGGUGCAGGAAGAGAGGCAGCGUGGGAAGGAGAGAAGUGACACUGAGGUGGAGUCCAGCAGUGGGUUUAAUGAAGACAUGCCUGUGGAGAAGAUCCUGGACGCAGAGCUGGCAGUGGAGUCCAAGACUGAGACGCACGCGGACGGAGGUCCCGGCAACUCGACGAAUGACCCCGUCACUAACAUCUGCCAGGCUGCAGAUAAGCAGCUCUUUACGCUGGUCGAGUGGGCAAAGAGAAUCCCGCACUUCUCAGACCUGCCCCUGGAUGACCAAGUCAUUCUGCUCCGCGCAGGCUGGAAUGAGCUGCUCAUCGCCUCAUUCUCUCACCGCUCGGUGACGGUGAAGGAUGGCAUCCUGCUGGCCACCGGCCUCCACGUUCAGCGCAGUAGUGCUCACAGUGCUGGGGUGGGAUCCAUCUUCGACAGAGUGCUGACUGAGCUGGUGUCUAAGAUGAAAGACAUGCAGAUGGAUAAGACAGAAUUAGGCUGCCUCAGAGCCAUCGUACUGUUCAACCCUGAUGCCAAAGGCCUGUCCAACCCCACCGAGGUGGAGAGUCUCCGAGAGAAGGUGUACGCCUCGCUGGAGUCCUACACCAAGCAGAAAUAUCCUGACCAGCCCGGGAGGUUUGCUAAGCUCCUACUACGUCUUCCAGCGCUGCGCUCCAUUGGACUGAAGUGUCUGGAGCACCUGUUCUUCUUCAAGCUCAUUGGAGACACGCCGAUAGACACCUUCCUCAUGGAGAUGCUGGAAGCGCCACACCAGAUCACAUGACACCAGCCCCGCCCACUAACAGUUUUCCAUUAUUUCUCUUUUUUGUACAUACGCCCUUGUAAUAAUUGAUAUAAUGAUGAAGCUGAGUGAGUAAAUACACUUCCUAUUUUAUAGCAGGCACAACUGAUUACUGAUGGGAGACAUUUGUAGGGGAGCGGGUCGGGGUGGGAUGGUCUCCAAGUUCAAUGUCAAAAUAAAUUGUAAUAGAUUUGUUUUUAAAAGAAAUUUCUCUUUGUAAAUAGACAAUUUGAAGUGUCCAUUCUAACAGCAAAACAAUGCAAUAAAGAACAUUUAUUUUAUUCGAACCAUUA